AUGCUCAGAAAUAGUAAACGCAUUGACCUGGGGACUGCUUUUCGCAUACAUCGUGACGUAAGGUUUUUCGCUGUCUUCGGCCAGCGGGGGCCUCUGCCGGGCCUCGGGGCCGUCAACAUGACGACUCCUGGGUGCGAAGCCGCUCUCGGGAAGAGUGGGUCGAGGACUCCGGGGGUGGACGUUGUGACACAUCUUGGCGUCGGGGAUUUCGCUGUGCUGGAGGACGACCAGAGCUGCUCGGCCACCGAGCACCGGAGCCACAUUGGGCGCUCCAGAAAGGCGGCUACACGUGAGCGUGACCCUGCGCCGGGGUGA
Molecule: messenger RNA, 315 nt
Organism: Prorocentrum cordatum
Lineage: Eukaryota; Dinophyceae; Prorocentrales; Prorocentraceae
Source: the annotation of a GenBank genome assembly